AUGUUUUUUGUCUCUCGAAAACCUAGGCCACCUGAGAACUACGGCUCAUUUUUCGACAUCGAUACUGCCCUUCGGGGACCAGAGGAGACAGUCGCCGUGCAGGCGCUCUUCUCGGACCAGGAGAUUCUUCACGACACGAUCGCCUCCUUUGGCUUGGCGCGCAAGAACAAACACACCGAAGCGGUCACAGUGAAGGCGCACGCAGAUCUCCUCAAGCGAUUGCUGGAAUGGCACCAUACCAUCGCAGAUUCCGAAAUCAGAGGAGGGUUUAGUCAAUUUCACACUGCUGGUGGAUCUCUUUCUCUCUUCGAUGCCAGAGUACGGCAAGAUGAUGGUCGGGACAAGACGUAUCGGCAAACCAUACACUUUGCUCAAUUCGUCAAUUGGUCAAGCCAAAACAAACAGCUCUUCGGCAAAGACGACGAAGGCAGAGUUGGACCUGCAGAAGGAAUCAUCAAGCCAGAUGGGGGCAUUUCUGCUAGUGUUGUCUGCAAAUUUGAUCAUAUCGACGACAAGCCUACCCUCGUCGACAGCGAGUCUGUCAUGGAGCCAAACGAGUCCUUGACGUCCCUUGACAGCGUGACAGUUGGUCUCCGUUCCCAGUACGAGCUGGAAAGCAACGAGGUGCUCUACCACAUUGUCUGCAUUGUGAUAGAAAUAAAGCCCCCAAUCGUUCCCGAAUUGACCCUUAUCGGCCAGACCUCAUGCUAUGCUGGAGGCUACCAUGAUGUCUGUGGAACCAGCUACGGUUACGCAGGUCGUGGCCCGAAGGCGUAUCGCCUUUUGGUCUUGGACAACGCCAUCGUCUUCGAGGGCGAAGGUACGUCUGAUGACGGAGUAGAGGUUGUUGGGGACUUCGACACUCUAGAAAAAAGGUUGAAAAAAGGUAGUGUCACGGUUGGAAGGUCCCUCCUUGGCAACAAUAGCGAAGGCGAAGACGGUCUGGGCGACAAAGAUGGGCUGGACGGCGAAUUGGUCAAAGACGUUAGAAAGCUGUUUGUCGCUGCAAUCGACCAGCUCAAGAAAAUUCCUCGCAAUGGCCGCCCUUUGAGGCGGCUUCCCAGCCCCACGGGACCGACAUGGACAACCUUGAGGGACAAGGUGAAGGAUUUCGAGUUCAAAAAUGCCGUGACUCAGCCCGAACGGUUCUUCGAAGCGGCGCGUAUGUCAAAAAAGAAGGUGGCUGAACUUGAAGAGUUGCGCAAACGCAAGGGAGAUUCUGCGUCUGCGGAGAAUGCUGAAAGUGGGCCGAGGGCAGAGGACUCUGAUUUCGAAGUUCCUCCAGAGGGAGCCGAGUCGACCGAAGUGAAUGCGGAUGCGCAGCCAAGGACCAACAUCGAUUCCAAAAGGCCGAAACAAAACAAAAAGAAGACCAAGCGGCAAUCUGUCAACGACCCCCCUCCGAAAGACCGGCGCAAUCGUUCGCCUUCCCCUGGCGGCGGUGGGCAGGGCCCCACCAAGGGCAGCUCCACAAGAAACCCGGCCACUCGGGCCGGUCCGUCUGCUACAACCUCGAGUGCUACAAAGCAAGGCGGUCAGCGCGGGCGCCGGAGCGGGCGCGGGGCCAAGUCAGCGGGUAGGACCGUUGGGCAUAGGGCUGGCAACGUCAGGGAGAGCAAUGACAAUACAACGAAUGUUCUGAAAGGGAAAGACAGUCUCGAGAGCGGCUCUUGCAAAGAGGAAGUCCGAACACCUAACGGUACUUAUGGCGAGUAUGAUGUCGCAAGUACAGAUUAUGAUCCCCUGACCGCUUCCAAUCUCAAAAACAUCGGUUCCUACAUGCCUGAAUUGAACGCAAGCGAGAAAGUCCGAUCACUCCAUGAGUCGAUGCUCAUGGACCCUGUAAUGAACGGUGGUCAAGCACAUCAUAAUGCCCUUACCGAGCUUCGAAACAUCGAGGAGGAAGUGCCGAAACAGACUGCAAGUGGCAUCAUGGAAGACGACAUUAUCGACGAGGAAGACAAUGGCAGUUUCGACCGUGCGCCCUCAGCGGUCUAUGAUGAUCCCUGCCAAGAGUACGUGCUUGGUGAUGCUGAGAAACGCCGAGCGUUCAAUACAAAGAUACAAUUACUCGCCGCUCGUUCUGUUCUCAGGCAAGCAAAUACUAUCUUUGUCAUUGCUAGCAAAGAGAUCUUCAACAGGUGCCUUGACGAAGCCAUCAAGUUUGUUCACUUGGCAGUGCAGCUUUCAAAUAAGGCUUUCAGGCUCGAAGUUCAGAAAGCAGAAUGGUUAGGAAAGUUUGUCCAGAAGAACAACGGAAAUGACUUCCCCAAGAACUCUCAGAAAAGGACAUGCCGACACGGAUGUGCUAGAAGGGGAGAGUAUAACGUUUGA
Messenger RNA from Cryptococcus wingfieldii CBS 7118, 2334 nucleotides. RefSeq lists its product as hypothetical. NCBI's taxonomy places the organism in Eukaryota, Fungi, Basidiomycota, Tremellomycetes, Tremellales, Cryptococcaceae. The transcript is spliced from 8 exons. Bases 1 to 2334 code for a protein of 777 amino acids. The record is from RefSeq and is a predicted model, not a curated record.